Molecule: messenger RNA, 1125 nt
Organism: Penicillium diatomitis
Lineage: Eukaryota; Fungi; Ascomycota; Eurotiomycetes; Eurotiales; Aspergillaceae
Product: FPP/GGPP synthase family protein
Exons: 2
Coding region: 1-1125 (374 amino acids)
Biological process (GO): isoprenoid biosynthetic process
Molecular function (GO): prenyltransferase activity
Source: RefSeq, a predicted model, not a curated record
AUGAGCUCUGAAUUCCAAGCUACGAGCGCAAUGCCAUCGCAGGAAUCUUCUGCGGAAGCCGCAAAUGGAUCGGUGAGCGCGUCCUUGGAGGAGACAUCUCCGCUCGACAGCGACAUGCCCUCCAAGCCUCAACAUCGCCGAAACAGGUCCAGUGUCGACGGCACCAAGUACAAGGAUGGCACCUGGUCGGCUAAGAAUGAGAAGAUCCUGAUGGGUCCUUACGACUAUAUGCACGGACAUCCUGGCAAGGAUGUUCGUCGUCAAUUGAUCCAAGCCUUCAACUCAUGGCUUCAGGUUCCUUCAGAGAGCCUGGCAGUCAUUGACAAGGUUGUCAGGAUGCUUCACACGGCGUCUCUACUAAUCGAUGAUGUUGAGGACUCCUCCGUCUUGCGUCGCGGCAUUCCCGUCGCGCACAACAUUUUCGGCACAGCACAGACCAUCAACUCGGCCAAUUACGUGUAUUUCUUGGCUCUACAAGAGGUGCAACAGCUGAACAACCCAGCGGCGAUUGACAUUUACGUGAAAGAGCUUCUGAAUCUCCACCGGGGCCAAGGCAUGGAUCUUUUCUGGCGUGACACGCUGAGUUGUCCCACGGAAGAUGAAUACUUGGAGAUGGUUGGCAAUAAGACCGGUGGUCUUUUCCGACUGGCGGUCAAGCUCAUGCAAGCCGAGAGUUCUACCGGCAAGGACUGUGUCGCUCUGGUGAACGUCAUGGGUCUGAUCUUCCAGAUCUGCGACGAUUACCUGAAUCUGGCAAACACGACAUAUACGAAGAACAAGGGCAUGUGCGAAGAUUUGACCGAGGGCAAAUUCUCGUUCCCCAUCAUUCACAGCAUCCGUUCCAACCCUUCCAACCACCAACUGCUGGCCAUCUUGAAACAAAAAACUCAAGAUGAGGAGGUGAAGCGGUAUGCUGUUCAGUACAUGCACAGCACAGGUAGUUUUGAACAUACCCGUCGAGUCGUGCGGGAUCUGCAUGAGCGGGCAUUGGCGUUGAUCCAGGUGAUUGACUCGACACCCAAGGUCAAUGGUGCCGGUGAUGGCCAUAUGGUGCGAGCUGUCCUGGAUAAGAUUGUCAACACAACGUUAUCUCCGGCCGAGGACGAGAUUAUUGGUGGGCAGUAG